Messenger RNA from Tyto alba (common barn owl), 4183 nucleotides. RefSeq names its product bMERB domain containing 1 (gene BMERB1). The transcript has 6 exons. Gene Ontology annotation, biological process: negative regulation of microtubule depolymerization. Bases 180 to 794 code for a protein of 204 amino acids. Lineage: Eukaryota; Metazoa; Chordata; Aves; Strigiformes; Tytonidae. The record is from RefSeq and is a predicted model, not a curated record. Gene Ontology annotation, cellular component: microtubule cytoskeleton.
UGCCUCCCCCCGCCCUAGCCCCGCACUGAGCAUGUGCGCAGAGCCCCUUCCUCCCCCCGCCCCGCGGGCCCCCGUUCCGCGCAGAGCAGCGGUGAGCUUCGCGUUGGCUCCGCGGCAGUCGGGCCGCAGCCCCGCUGGCAUGGAGUGAGCCGCGGAGCCCCGCGCCGCCCGCCCCGGCCAUGGAGCUGAGGAGGUCCAUCUCGGCCAGCGCGGAGGCCGAGAGACCGAUGAGACGCUACGGGGCAAUAGAGGAGACAGAGUGGAAGGCGGAGGCGCUGGGGAGAAGUCAGCUUGACAUCAUCUCAAUGGCUGAAACAACAAUGAUGCCUGAGGAAAUUGAGCUUGAGAUGGCAAAGAUCCAGAGACUUCGGGAAGUCUUAGUCAGAAGAGAAUCAGAACUCAGGUUUAUGAUGGAUGACAUCCAGCUGUGCAAAGACAUCAUGAACCUUAAGAAAGAGCUGCAGAGUUUGGUAGCAGUCCCAGAAAAAGAAAAAACAAAGAUGGAGAAACAGAGGGAGGAUGAACUGAUUCAGAAGAUCCAUAGACUGGUACAAAAAAGAGAUUUUCUUGUUGAUGAUGCAGAGGUAGAGAGAUUACGAGAGAAAGAAGAAGACAAAGAGAUGGCUGAAUUCCUUCGUACCAAGUUAAAACCCUUAGACAAAACAACACAAUCUCUUACAAGCAGCCCAGCAGAAAAGAAAGCAGAACCUCCUCCAAGCAAGCCCACCAUUGCCAAAGCAGGAUUGGCUAUUAUUAAAGAUUGUUGUGGGGCCACACAAUGCAACAUCAUGUAGCUCUGGGCUCUCUACCAUAUUUGUCUUCAAAGAUUUUCAUUUAAUGAAACUGUAUGGUGAAGGGAACAAACAGCAUCCUGCUAAUGGAAUCAAGAACAACUGGUACAACAGUAAUAUAUGGAAUGUACAAUGGCAGGUUCUUCACUGUUGCAUGGAUCACUCAACACGCAUGCCUAAAAACAAAAUAAAUCUAUAUAGUGGCUGUCCAGUGACCAGAAAAGAUCUGUAGUAGAGUCAACAAAAACACCCUAGUGAUAAAAGUAAAUGAAAAGAGGGUAUAUUUCAUCCAGUAAGGUGUAAAACAGCAAUUUUAAUAGGCCAUCAAUUUGUAAGAAUUUGUUGUCUACUUUUCCCCCUUAAGAAACAGCACUCAAAACAUUGCUGAAACACGCCAUUUGGGCUACUUUUCUAAACAAAAGCCACAAGUAUCAAUGCUGUAUAUAGCGCAACUGAUAGAUGAAGCAACUUUAGGAUAACUUGCGUUGCACACAAAAUACUAUCAAACUAGCAUGAUGUUCAACUACUUUGCUGUGGCAUUCUUCCUAAAGAAUGAGGAUCAGUGACAAGGAUACUGCAAGCAGAGAUAGAUUUUUAUAUCCCAUAUGAUUGUAGAAUUACUCAAGUCAAAUUUAUGUUGUUUGCACCAGAGAAAAUAAGUCUCUGGUAAAGCUUUAGCAAUCUGCCAAUAGAUGAUGCAGUCCAAAGCUGGGUCAUUUCUCUUUUAGAUUGCCACCUCACAUGGAGUCAGAGAAAUAUUCACCCAGAGAAUUUUGUCCACUAUUAGGAGUUACAUGCAAUAUGAGAUUACUUAUCACUAGUAGGUUGCUGGGAGGAGAGUGGAAGACAAAAUUUAACUAAUAUUUAAACAGUGCUUAAAACAACUAUUAAUUGCAUAUUUCAUGACCAUAAGAAAUAGAAACUAUGAAGUGGAAGACGACACUGGCAACCCAAGACAGAUUGGCCACAAGACAAACAUAUAAAUACAAAAGUGAGUAUUUGUGGUAGGAGGAUCACAUUCUACAACAAAAUGGGUUUAAAAUUAAGGGAAAUACAGGAAGACUUAUCGGUGUUUCACCAUUAAAUGUGUUUCUGGUCUCUAUGCAGAUUAAGCCUUGUGGAAUCUAAUAUCUUUAUAUUAGUUGUCAGUAGCUGGUUUGUCUGUGUGAUGGUAUUCCAUAUAAGUGUACUGUGAUAAGUGUAAAUAGUAAAAUAAAUGUACAUGGAUCUAAUGUGAAAAACUCAGGCUUAGAAAUAACAAACAGAUAGCAAAGAGUUCCUAGAAUAAAGUUUUAAGAGGAACUUUCAUUCUGUGAAGCCAGCUAAUUGAAGUGUGCACUUAUAUACAAAGGCACCACAGUUAUAAGAAAGGAAAAAAAAAAAAAAUUAACAGCAGUUACCCGAAAAGGAUGAACAGUAAUAUUUUUGAGAGAGAAAGGAUCUUAUUAAGGUUCAAGGAGAUAGACACCAUCUAAAGUAACUCAGAUCAUUCUUGUACAAAUAAAGUUUAAUCCCUAGCAUCAGACUGAUUUGAUGAAGAAAAUUUGCAUUUCCAGAAUCGUUUGUUUCAGUACUGCAGACUCACUUGAGACAAAGAACCUAUCACUAAGUUUCUUAGGGUUUAAAGAUCAAGGAGGGAAAAAAGAAAAAAAAACAACAAAAAAACAAACACAAGAGGCUUCCACUAAGACAUGAAGCACUUUAAUUACUUUGACCAAAGACAACAGAAAGAGGACAAAACAUAUCCAGAGGCUGAAUAGUCAUAUAUAGUUAUUGCAUCCUUGUUGAUACCCGCAACAUCUCAGUAAGUUUUGUAUCUGUUAAUAUCUACUGUAUCUGGUACAGGUUGGACUCUGUAGCACCUGUGUACAUUAACAGAGUUACAGGGAAAACUGCUUUUAAGGAAGAAUACACACUGGAAGGGAAGAAAUACACACUGGUUUCUGUAAAAUUCAGCUGCCUCUUGAAUUUGCUGCUACCCAGUUAAGACAUCAGGCAUUAUCAGUAUCUUAAGAAAAAAGCAGGUGUUCAGUGCCAUUAACAAAGGCAAAUGGAAGUUUGGCAGAAACCUGUAGUGAAGCACCAAACUUAAAGCCUCAGGAGGAUCAUCUGUUACAACCAAGUAUUGUGAAUGCUAGUAAUUCAAGGGUACUCAAGGAGGACCUUGCACACAGUUUUUGUAAGGCAAUAGGUGACUUAGGCACAUAAGUGUUUAAACCAGGCUGUGCUGAUGACUGGGGCUAUCCCUGCAUGCUGCACAGAAUCUAGUCUUUGGGAAGAAAAGUGAAAUCAGUAGAAUGUAGGUUUGUAUGAAAAAAUAUUAUUAACAGGAAAUGGAGCUAAACAUUUCUGGGAUGCAACACUCAUGAGUAGGCUACAGAGCCCCCUCCUUUCAUUAAAAUGAAGAAGAGAACACACAGCAAGUAUGAGUAUGUAAUAUUCAUAAAUAGUUAAGCACUGGUAGCCAGUGCCCCAAAGGACUUGAACUACAGCAGUAUUAAUGAGAGUGGACUUCAUUUUCAGAAGUUCUAGCUUGGCUCAGCUGCAAAGUUUUCUUUCUGUAAGUUUGUUUUGUUUUUAUUUAGAAAAUGCUUCAGUUUUGUUUUUAUUUGGGUGGGUUUGGACAGCUUUCCUUCAGUGCACCAGUGGUUCCUUUAGACAGGGGUCAGUGAUGCUGCUUAGCAAUAAAGUCCCAGAUUUUUUAGACUGUGAGGUCAGAUUCUCAACUGUGUUUAACACUGAUUUACAAUGUUCUCCAUACAAAACACGGCAGAGCCCUAAUGGCUUACUUCAGACAUAAUGGUUGUAAUUAAACAAAUUCAACUUAGGAAGGAAUUAAUUGUGUAAAAAAAUAUUGGUCCUUGUUUUUAAAAAUCAGACUAAACCACUGAGUAUUCUCAAGAACAAUGAGGGGCUUUAAAUUCCACGAUCUUAUGAACAUAGCACAUUAUGCAAUCCCCAUAUCAGCAAUCAGCAGAAAAUACCAGACAAGUAUCUUCAGGUGACUACGUGCAGUCACUGGCAUAAUUUCAGAGCUGAUUUUCAGAUAUCUCUUACUGUCUGCAAAGAACAACAUUGGUUGACUGAAGCACCCAAAAAUCUCUUCUGGAAAUCCUGGCUGUUUAUCACUUCAGAAAGAAGGCAAGGCAUCAGAAGAAGAAGAAAAUGUAAGGUGGAUUUGACAUGCUAUUUCCUCUAUGAACUGGUAAACAUGGCUAUAUUCAGGAAAGGAUCUUGGUCUACUGAGAAAAACAAAAGUGCCGAAGUGCUAUUUGUACUAAUCACCGAUUCUACCAGCAAAUGGUUCUCUUGUACCUUCCCCUAGGCUUGCUGAAUCUCUUCAGCAAAAUUAAAUAUAUUUCCAAAUAAACUAAGCUGCUGUGUUACACUAA